Messenger RNA from Mauremys reevesii (Reeves's turtle), 6655 nucleotides. It is a transcript of the gene PCNX4, whose product is annotated as pecanex 4. Gene Ontology annotation, cellular component: membrane. The transcript has 12 exons. Lineage: Eukaryota; Metazoa; Chordata; Testudines; Geoemydidae. The record is from RefSeq and is a predicted model, not a curated record. Bases 415 to 3975 code for a protein of 1186 amino acids.
CCGCCGCAGAGAGAGCGAGAGCGGCCCCUGCCGCCGCCGCCGCGUCUGAGCCCCGCGCCCCCGCCGCGCCGCAGCGGCCUACGCGGAGUGGGAGGAUCCGCCGCCAGGCGGUGCCCGCCUCAGUUCGGUUCCUGUGGAAACCCACGGGGGCGGGGCGGAGCGGGGGGAUUUGGGCCUGGGAGCCGCUGCUGGGGCUCCGCCGCCGCUGUGCCUGGGGCUCGCCCCGCCCGACGCCGGGCAGCCCGCGCUGCCCCCAGGGUUUUCUAUUGCCACCCCCUCAUCAUGAUAGCUGAGCACCAUCUAUGAACAUUUCAUAGCAGUAAUUAAGUCCUUGGUGGACUUCAUGAAGUCUCUCAGGAUUAAAACUCUGCUUGGGGAAAGAUGGGACUCAUCCAAGAUUCCUGAGUAAUAAGAAUGGGUCCAGAUGUACCUCUCCUGAAUGAUUACAAACAGGAGUUCUUCUUGAAGCGCUUUCCACAGACUGUUUUGGGUGGUCCCCGAUUUAAAUUAGGCUACUGUGCGCCUCCUUACAUAUAUGUGAAUCAGAUCAUUCUUUUCCUGACACCAUGGGUUUUGGGAGGAGUAGGAACACUUUUGUAUCAGUUAGACAUUAUGAAAGACUAUUACACUGCUGCACUUUCAGGAGGACUGAUGCUUGUUACAGCACUUAUUCUCCAGAUGACAAAUCUGUAUGCAAGACAGAAAACAGUGACAGUAGAAAGAAUGCAAAUUCAGAAUACCCUAAGGGAUGAAGAUGAGUAUGAAUUUUCCAGCUGUGUGGGUUCAGAGACAGUUAAAUUUAUUAUUCCAGGCAAGAAAUAUAUAGUCAACGCUGUUUUUCAUUCCUUUCUUGCUGGGGUAAUGUGUGGGUUGGGAACUUGGUAUUUGCUGCCAAACAGAAUAACCUUGCUGUAUAGUAACAUUGGAGGAACUGUUGUGAUCUUUGUGUUUGGAUGGGUAACUAUUUGUAUAGGAGAAUAUUCUUUAAUCAUAAACACAGCUACAGAGACAGCUACUUUUCAGGCACUGGAUACUUAUGAAAUUACUGCUCUGAUGAGACCGUUCUAUAUUUUUGUCUUUAUUGCAGUGGAUCUUGCACACAGGUUUACUGUUAACAUACCAGUUUUAGAACAGACAAACCAGAUUUUGCACAUCAUAUUUCUAUUUUUGCCAUUUUUAUGGGCAUUGGGGAUUCUUCCCCCACUUGAUGCACUUUUUCUGUGGGGAAUGGAACAAGUGUUGGAGUUUGGCCUAGGAGGUUCACCCAUGUCAAGUAAUACAAGGUUGUUAGUAAUGUUUCUCAUUUCUGCUGGAACAGCUAUAGCGUCAUAUUUCAUUCCCAGCACUGUUGGUGUGGUUCUCUUCAUGACUGGAUUUGGGUUCAUACUCAGUCUUAACCUAAGUGAGAUUGGUCUAGCCUUCAAGCACACCAUGAUCAGCCAUUUAGCUUCCAACAAGUCUAAGUCCAGUGGCCCUAGGAUACACUCUGUGUGGAGGGAAUUCUUCUUCUAUUUGACUGUCUUGACAUUGGCUCUCAUAGAAGCCAGCUUGCUGCAUCACUUUGCUGGUUUUUCAGCAUUCUCCAAAGCCAGUCCCCAGGCUAUAGUGAGUUACAUUCUGAUCAUAUUACUUAUAGUUAUGUGGAUUCUUAGAGAGAUUCAGAGAGUGUACUUGUUUGGAAUCUUCCGAAACCCUUUUUAUCCAAAGGAUGUCAGGACUGUGACCGUGUUCAUGGAGACUCAAAGAAGGCUUAUGAAAGUUGGUGUUGUCAGAAGGAUUUUACUAACACUAGUGUCUCCAUUUGCUAUGAUAGCAUUUCUUUCAUUAGACAGUUCCCUACAAAGUCUCCAUUCUGUAUCUAUUUGCAUUGGAUUCACAAGAACCUUUAGAAUGGUUUGGCAAAAUACAGAGAAUGCCCUGUUGGAGAUGGUGAUUGUAUCGAUAGUGCAGAUGUUGCUAUUUAAUACCGAUGUGUGGUGGAACAGAAGCCUUGAUACAGGAAUCAGACUCUUACUGGCUGGUGUCAUUCGGGAUCGAUUACUUCAGUUGAUCUCAAAACUGCAUUUUGCUGCAGCUGUUCUCUUGACAUCAUGGACAGAGAAAAAACAACGUCGGAAAUCUACUGCCACCUUAAUAACACUCAACAUUGUUUUCUUCCCAAUUGUAUUGGCCUUCAUCGCUGUCUCUGCACUACUUUCUUCCCCCAUGCUGCCGCUCUUCACUCUACCAAUAUUUUUGAUUGGGUUUCCUAGACCUAUCCGAAGCUGGCCUGGACCUGUGGGUGCAACAGCAUGUGUUUGUUCAGAUACCAUGUACUACCAGCAAGUGGUUCCGAGUCUGGCCGCUGCACUGCAGUCUGCACUAGCAUCUGGUAGUCUCGGUCUCUCUUUACCUGGAUCACACUACUUGUGCCGUUUUCAGGACAGACUGAUGUGGAUAUUAGUACUAGAAAAAGGCUUCACAUACUGCUGUGUUAAUAUUAAGGGGCUAGAAUUGCAGGAAACUUCCUGCCACACUGCUGAAGCACACAGAGUGGAUGAAGUUUUUGAAAUGGCUUUUGAACACCAGGAGCAUGCAGAGACUUUCUCUCUCAAUCAUCAUUUUGGAAACAUUUUAACCCCUUGUACCGCUCUUCCUGUGAGACUGUAUUCUGAUGCCAGGAAUGUCUUGUCUGGAAUCAUUGAUUCACAUGAGAACUUAAAGCAACUGAAAGAUGAUUUCCUUAAAGUGCUUGUAUGGAUACUUGUCCAGUAUUGCUAUAAAAAAUCAAAAAUGUGUGAGAAGCUGGACAAAACAACCAAGAACAAAGAAGAGUCAUUUCCAUUAACCCAGCCCAAAGCAUUUGACAGUGCAGUAGAAAACCUCAGGCCCAUAAAGGAUGAAGAUAGCUUUAGUGUAGAUACAAUUGCAGAUUGGACUGAUGAUAGUGAUCUUUUUGAUCUUGACCCCAGCAGAACAAGAGAAAGAAAAGAAACUGAGCGAUUGGAAGCUGCACCGCGAACACUUUUGUCUGUUCCAGGGUCAGUAGAAAUGGAGAGCGCAGCUGGUGCUCUGCAAGAGACAGCACCUGAAGAUAAACUCUACAAAGCUGUUGUGCUUGGACUCCCUGCUGUAGACAAAGGAAAGAAGCAGGAAGUUGUAAGCUUACCUUUAGUUGAAUUUAGCUGCUCUUACUCUGAGUUGCUAAGCAUUCCUGAAGAAUGGAGAACUGCACCCAUACCUACUUCCAAACUCAAUGAGAUGAGGCAGAGGUUUCCAGAAGACUGGUACCAUUUUGUUUUGAGUCAACUGAAUUUUUUUCAUUUGAAAGAAAAACCUUCCAAUUUACUUGAAGACAUUACUAAAGACAAAGCUUUGAAAGAGUUGUACGUCCAUGGUGUAUUGUCUUGUUGUUUUGGUUUGUUUGGACUAGACAAUACAGUUCCUGCUCCUAGUCAUGUAUUUAGAGCGUACACUGGUGGCAUUCCCUGGUGUGUUGGUUUGGAUUGGCUAACUGGAAAACCAGAGCUGUUCCAACUAGCACUGAAAGCAUUCAGAUAUACGUUUAAGCUCAUGGUUGACAAAGCAAGCCUGGGUCCAGUAGAGAACUUCAAAGAGCUGAUUAACUAUCUGGAAGAAUAUGAAAGUGACUGGUACAUUGGUUUAGUAUCAGAUAUUGAGUGGCAACAAGCAGUUUUACAGGAAAAGCCAUAUCUUUUUUCUUUGGGACAUGAUCCUAACAUGGGAGUUUACACCAGCAGAGUGCUUACCCUUCAGGAAUUGUUAGUGCAGGUUGGGAAGCUCAACGACGAAGCUGUCCGAGGUCAAUGGGCAAAUCUGUCAUGGGAGCUGCUGUAUGCUACCAAUGAUGAUGAAGAACGCUACAGUAUACAAGCUCACCCAGUCCUUCUGAGAAACCUUACUGUGCAAGCAGCAGACCCACCGCUUGGCUACCCUGUUUAUUCAUCUGCAUCUCUCCAUGUGCCUUUGUUGUAGGCUGUUGACUUGUAAGGUGGUUUUUUUGUAUUUCCUAUUUGUAAGUAGGAAACCAAACACUAAUGCUGCAUUUGUACAACUAGAAAUAUGAAGAUCUCAUUGAGUGGCAUUGGAUGGCAGUUGCCAAACCAAGGAAACCUAAUUUGCACAGAAAAGGUGCUAGCUGGAGGCUUAGAAUCUGUUUUUUCACUGCUGGAACUACCUAAACCCCUUUCCCUGUGUGGCUGCCACACAUGUCUUGAUCUCCACUUCAGAGAAGAGAGACUUAGCUCUGGCCACUAACUGUUGUUGGUGCAUUUUUUUUUUAAAUAGCUUGACAGGUGACUUGCAUUCGUAGGCAGGUUACAGCUCAUUGUAGUAUAGUGAACUGUAGAGUUGGUAAGCAAAGUGUACAUAGGAAUAUUUAUAUGAAAUUUUUAUUCUGAUCAUUUUAUAUGUUGAUGUAUUUUGAUUUUUUACAACUUGUUAUAAUGUAUAACUUCAAAUCAUUUUAUUUAAUGUGUAUUACCAGCUGCCUUUUCACAAAGGAAGCCUUGGAGUGUUUCUAUAAAAAUGCACACUAGCUACUCCAGGCUUUCCCCUCCUCCAGUGUAAACAAACCAUUAUAGGGGCUGUAUGUAGGCAGGGGUGUAGUUCAGGAUGCAGGAGGGCUCCCCCUUGCAGUCCCUCCCCUCCCUCUCCCCGCAGCUCCCUCCUAAUUCCACCCCCAGCUUUAGCCCUGUGGAGGGCAACAGGGCACUGGACUUCAGCUGGACAAUCUAGCUGUGUAAAACUAUUACACUUGAACCUGUUUGACUGCCCAAGCCCUUCAGCAUGGCAGUCAGACUCCUCCACUUUCCUAUGUACUAACAGGAAGGAGAUGUUUUAGCAGGAGGUAGAGUCCUUGCUGACUUGGUGUCCAAGACAGCUGAGACAUUUAGAACUGACUACCUGAGCAGAACUCUGCUAAAAGGAGAGAGGGCUCAGCUGACAAUUAUUUCUCCCUUAUGUAAAGAGGGGAAGUGCCUUCCCCUAAACAAUGCAGGGCUAAGGGGAAAGCCACAAGCCUGCUGCAUCCCCUCCCAUCCAAACUGAUUAGAUGUGUGCACAAGUUAUCCAGCCCCAGUGCUGCCCGUCUAGAGUAGCCCUCACAAGCAAUAAACACACUUUCCCCCUUCGUAGCUUGGUUGAUAUUGGUCCUGAAGGUCAGCCCAUGGUGCAACCAGCUUAUGGGGCAUGAGGCUUUCAGGCUCCAGGAAGGGAAGAAUCUGGGCUGGUUGGUGGUGUCUGUAAGAUGUGAGAAUGGUGGAAAUAGGAUCAAGUAGUUUAUGCUUUGUAGCUACCCUCCAAAUACAGGGUAAACUCAUGGCAUCAGAAAGAUCACAAUAGAGUUCCUGUCCUCCUACUAUUGUUUUUAUAAACCUAAAGAAUGAAUUUAUGGAAGGUCCUGCAACAGUAAAGCAGAUAUGUUUACAGACAUGCUUUUAUUCAAGAAAUGUUCUUACAGUCACAUUAAGUUGCAUUUGUCAGGUUACAUGAUAGCAAAAAUGUAAGGAAUAAUUAAAAAUAUAAAGGCCUUAACUUGCAAAGAUUAAUAGAGGACAGAACUCCCCCAGCUACAGCUACUGCUUUGGUUUAGUGGGGUUCUGUGCAGGUUUCUCUUCAAGCUUUCUUCUUUUGAGAGUAGGAGACAUCAGCAUCCUGUAAUAAUGAGAACACACCACCUUUUAAUUAAUGUUUUCCUCCAUUUUCUGUUUCAUUUAGAUUUGGAAAUCCUUCACACAAGAUGGAGUUAAAAAAAAAUCUCAUUGUCAGCAUCUGAUCACAUACUGUUGUGGAGCAGGACCCCUUUAAGUGUGCACAUGAAACUUUUGCUGCUUGAGUUUAGAGUGCUUAACCUCUUGCUUAAUAUAGGUUUUUCUACCUAAAAUGAGGCUUUUGUCUCAGAUACAGCUUAAAUAUGUGACAAGCAAUACUUGCAAGGAAGUGAGAGAUCGUCAGCCUGUCUGAAUUCCAGAUAUAUUGCUCAAGUCACUUUAAAUAUUAUAGUAGUGACAGAGCAUAGUGCAGGCCAGGUCUCUAGCAGCUGCUCAGUAUCCAGCUCUGAACCUACAUUUGUGCACUGCAGACUAGAUACAUUUGAGGUGAAAUGUUUCAUCAUAAGUGUACUGACUUCACUGUUCUGCUGCUUGAACAGCAAUAACCCACGGGGCUGUAUAUUCUUGUGUAGUGUCCAAAUGUGGUACCAAGCACGGGGGAAGAUGAAUGGCAGACCCAGAAUGCAGCCUACAGAGAGAUGAAAGGAUAUACAGGAACACCCUGUUAGGUAUGGCUUACCACUCCACUCUUGAAGUUUUUUAUUCUUAUUUUGCCCAUCUUGUUCAUAAGCCACCAUGCCCAGGUGGGUGCAUAUUGCCAAAGGUAGCAGACUGCUAGAUAUGGGUGAUCGCUGAUCCAGGCUUCUUUCAGAUCAUUUACCGUGCUGACCAAUGUAAGCCGAACGCAGCGAUCAGUUGGCAUUUUGUGGGACUGAUCACCGGUGUUUUCUAGUGACUAGGAAGAAAAGAGGAAUGAUGAAAUGCUACAGAACUUUUGCCUGGAGAAAAAAUACUUCAUUUCCCCCAUCUUUGGAUUUCCUGUGUAUCCAUCAUCAAAGCAUUUAGAAUAUACAUAAUUUAAAACAAAAUGUCUGUCUCAAUGA